Megalopta genalis is the source of this 2870-nucleotide messenger RNA. RefSeq names its product beta-transducin repeat containing E3 ubiquitin protein ligase slmb (gene slmb). NCBI's taxonomy places the organism in Eukaryota, Metazoa, Arthropoda, Insecta, Hymenoptera, Halictidae. Gene Ontology annotation, molecular function: protein dimerization activity. The record is from RefSeq and is a predicted model, not a curated record.
AGUCAAAGAGGAGCAGCGGUCGAGUUGAUGGUGUUAGCGCUUCUCGUUAAACUUUUUAACUUGGCGGUUGAUCGUAUGUGUCUUUGUGCAUCGUGGAAUUCGGUCGAAUAUCUUCUACCUUAGUCAAAGAGGGAUCAACAUCGAGUUUCGUGGAUCGCUCAAGAGCGAGUUGAAAAUAAUACGACCGUACACCUUUUUCCGCGGAAAUUAACAGUUGUAUCAGGUUUCUCAGCACCGUGAAGUGACAUAGUUAUUUACGAGCUGUUGUGUUGGUGAAAUGUUGUCUCAACUUCCUGUACAUGGCGAAGACUCGUGAGCGUCGUCGACCGUGUUGAAUAGUCAAACGCCAGUGUCCGAAAGGUGUUUUAUCCCUUUCUGAAAACCAUUCGUCGUAUCGACCUGUUUCUUGCAACCUAGAUCAACGAGAUCGUGCCAGUUGUGCGUGAAAAUGAUCAACAUGGAAACGGAUAAGAUUAUUGGCGACACAAACACAAAUCUUCAGUAUCCAAUAACAAUACUCUAUGAUCCUACUCGCAAGAAAGAAUUACCAACAGGGGUAUCUCCACAGUAUGGCCAGGAAAAAGAAAUUUGUAUGAAACUAUUUGAGAGAUGGAGCGAACCAGAACAAAUUAACUUUGUUGAACAAUUGCUAGCACGAAUGAGUCACUACCAACAUGGACACAUCAAUGCUUACCUAAAACCAAUGUUGCAGAGAGAUUUUGUAUCUUUAUUACCAAAAAAAGGAUUGGAUCAUGUGGCUGAAAGUAUUCUUUCUUAUCUGGACGCGGACUCGUUAAUUGCGACAGAAUUAGUGUGUAAAGAAUGGCACCGAGUAAUUAGCGAGGGAAUGCUUUGGAAAAAAUUAAUCGAGCGAAAAGUUCGGACCGAUUCAAUUUGGAGAGGACUCGCCGAGAGGAGGGGAUGGAUUCAAUAUUUAUUCAAACCAAGACCAGGACAAAGUCAUCCAAAUCACAGUUUCUAUAGAUCUCUAUAUCCUAGAAUAGUUAAAGAUAUUGAUAGUAUAGAUAACAAUUGGAGAAUGGGAAGAUUCAAUCUUCAAAGAAUAAACUGUAGAAGUGAAAAUUCUAAAGGUGUUUACUGUUUGCAAUACGACGACCAGAAAAUAGUCUCUGGUCUUAGAGACAAUACCAUUAAAAUUUGGGAUAGAAACACUCUACAGUGUAUUAAAGUCUUAACAGGACAUACUGGUUCUGUUCUGUGUCUACAAUACGACGAUAAAGCAAUAAUAUCUGGUUCCUCUGAUAGCACUGUAAGAGUUUGGGAUGCUAAUACUGGUGAAAUGCUAAAUACAUUGAUACAUCAUUGUGAAGCAGUUCUACAUCUUAGAUUUAAUAAUGGAAUGAUGGUCACCUGUUCAAAGGAUCGUUCAAUAGCUGUAUGGGACAUGACAUCGCAAACAGAAAUUGCAUUAAGAAGAGUUCUAGUGGGACACAGGGCCGCAGUUAACGUUGUUGAUUUCGAUGAAAAAUAUAUUGUGUCUGCUAGUGGUGAUAGGACUAUCAAAGUAUGGAGUACAUCUACUUGCGAAUUUGUGCGAACAUUGAAUGGACAUAGGCGUGGUAUAGCGUGUUUGCAGUAUAGGGACUGCUUAGUAGUUAGUGGUAGCAGUGACAACACAAUCAGAUUAUGGGAUAUUGAAUGUGGUGCGUGCUUACGUGUUCUAGAGGGACACGAAGAAUUGGUCAGAUGUAUUAGAUUUGAUAGUAAACACAUUGUUAGUGGAGCCUAUGAUGGCAAGAUUAAAGUGUGGGAUUUAGUAGCAGCCUUAGAUCCGCGUGCUUUAGCCAACUCGCUUUGUUUACGUACAUUAGUGGAGCAUACAGGACGUGUAUUCCGCCUUCAGUUCGACGAGUUCCAAAUAGUAUCGUCAUCACAUGAUGAUACAAUACUAAUUUGGGAUUUUCUUAAUUUUACUCCAUCAAAUGGAAGUAUAUCACACGGGCCGUCAAUAAAUGCAUCUGGUACAAACCAUACAGACACCAGAUCACCAUCUCCAUUUGAGUGAUGCAGUAAUACGAAGAUUCCUUCAUUGUGAUAUAACUACAAGUGGUUAGUGAGUGAAUUUCAAUGUGUUCACAAUAGUGUACGCAAAGAAUGAAGAAUCAGUGUCCACUGUGAACAACGGCUAAACAGAAACAGAAUCUCAAAAGGACAUGGUCAUUGACUUUUGUUUAUUAUUUGCUGUGAAAAGCAAACAUAAUCCUCUAAAAUAGGAGAUACGGAGUGACACGUAAAACACUAUGAAUUAAUUUAUACGCGCUUGACGCACUGCGUUUAGUAAUGAACAUUAUGACGAAACACGUAAAUACAUCCCAUGGAUGUAAAUGAUUGUCUGCUUUGGCCAUAUCUGGAAUUCUUCUACGCUCUAUGAUAUGAUAGAAGUUGACCACUUUCCUACUAUGAAAGAAAAAAAAAAGACUUACGAUACGUAAACAAAAUGAAAAUGUUUUUAGGGAGGCUGGAUAUACUUAAUAAGAUGUUAGCUGUAUUAUAGUAAAUUAAUAAUUUUUUUGUGUAAUUAAUUUAUGGUAAGAAAAUUGUAAAAUGUCGUUUGAUUGGAGUACUUAUCCUGUGUGAAUGUGACAAAAAAUAAGGUAUUAAUAUGUGGAAGGAUUAUGAUAACCCUCACGUUUCAUUAUCUUCGAGAAAAACUAGCUAAUGUGAAUCAUUAUACCCAUGUUUAGCAUUAUAAAUGUACAGCCGUUAAUCGAACAUGUAGCAGUUUCCAUAGACAUUAAUUUUACGAGAUUCAUAUUAUAUACUGAAAAGUACACGAAAAGUUAACUGUCUGUAUACAGCUAUUGGUACAAUACCAUUUGCAUUUAAAAUAUAAAUUUUCAUUAUACCAA